UCUCAAUAACAUAUGCUGUUUUUCCUUUAAGGGCUGAAUCGUCAUCAAAACUUUAUACAGCUUAUAAAAAGGAGAAUAGCGGUUUAUCAGAAUUUGGAAAGGCUGUGGUGGAUGAGAUGAACAGACUAGGAAUGAUGGUUGACCUCUCACACUCCUCCUGGGCCACUGCAUGGGCAGUGCUGAACGUCUCCAAGGCUCCCGUCAUCUUCAGCCACUCCUCGGCCUACACCUUGUGCAACCACGACCGCAACGUUCCAGACAAUCUGCUACACGCGCUGAAAAGGAAUAAGGGGCUUAUUAUGGUCACUUUGUACAACGAGUUUGUAGGCUGUGGUCGCGAAGCAAACAUCUCAGUUGUUGCUGACCAUUUUGACCAUAUUAAGAGUCAGGUUGGGGCUGAAACCAUUGGGAUCGGAGGGGACUUUGAUGGAGCCUCUUACUUCCCAGAGGGCUUAGAGGAUGUGUCCAAAUAUCCAGCCCUGAUCCAGGAGCUUCUGCAGAGGAACUGGACAGAGGCAGAGUUGGCAGGAGUGCUCAGACUCAACUUCAUCCGGGUGUUUGAGGACGUAGAGCGAGUCCGAGACGUGUUGGAAGGCACCUCUCCCAGCGAGGCAGAGAUCCCAUUAAAGGAGGUUGAAAACCCGUGCCGUCUGGUACUGAGGCCUCCCAAGCCAAACCAGAACUCCGUCAGGGCGUUCAUGCUCAAGAACAAGAGCAUUUUCCUGUCUGAUGGAGCUGUCAUGUGGAUGACACUCCUGUUCUGUCUGCUACUUCAGUAGAGGUGUUAUACUGAUAGCUAGCAGGUCAGAUGUAGCACUUAUUUGCAUAUAGCCUCCGUCUGAUGGACUUUGUUUACUCUAAUCAUUUCCAAUUUGCAAGAUAUCUUAUGUGGCUGUGUAUAGCAGAACAGCGAGGAUAUAGACUGUAUCAGGAUCUGAGUAAAGUGACUGAAAAAAGUGUAGCCAAAAAUAGAAAAUAUUAACAAGGAAACGGUUGUCAUCCGAAUACCAGACACCAACUUUGAAACUUACAUCAUUAUUCAUUCAUAUUUUACACUGAGUUUUUGACUUAACAUCAACAAUAUAACAGUAUAAUACUGUGUUUAGUUUCUAUACAUUGUAAGAUAGCAGUUUAUGCACAUAUGCUAUCUGGUUUUUUUCUAUUCUGUUCUAUCCAUUUUGCUCGAAUAAACAAACAAAACAAAAAAGGAAAAAAAACAAAGGCAAUGUUGUUUCAUCACAUGCCCAAAAUGUUUCAAAUUAAUCACAACAUAAAAUAAUUAGCACAGGGCUUGUUAUGGAAAAUCUUUUAGUUAUUUGUAAUUUUGACAGGAAAGAUAAAAUCAUUCACUGUAAUGAUGGAUCACAUCUUUUUUUGGUGCGCUAAUCAAGCGGAAUACUAACCAGAAUGUACUCUUUGGAAAAGUCAGAAUACAGAAAAGUUCUGUAAAAAAAUCACCUGUUGUUUUGCAUCUGUUUUUCUUAUUACUGAAUUGUUUUCAUGUCCUGGGAGAUUUCCAUUUUAUCAUUCAAGUAUUUGAUAUAAUGCAAGAUUAUUUUACAUUGUGAAAUAAAAUAAGUGCAUUAGUCAG
Messenger RNA from Clupea harengus (Atlantic herring), 1591 nucleotides. RefSeq names its product dipeptidase 2 (gene dpep2). The coding region runs from base 117 to 779 and encodes 220 amino acids. The transcript is spliced from 6 exons. Lineage: Eukaryota; Metazoa; Chordata; Actinopteri; Clupeiformes; Clupeidae. The record is from RefSeq and is a predicted model, not a curated record. Gene Ontology annotation, molecular function: metallodipeptidase activity. Gene Ontology annotation, biological process: proteolysis.